AUGAGGAUUGAUGAUUACAUUACCCGGUUCCUGGCCCUCUCCGUCCAAGGAGGGCUCAGUAAUGAACACGCAGUAGAGCUGCUGGAACGCAAUGUGAACCCCCACAUUGCAGAACAACUCUACCUGCAGGAUAUGAGACAGGACAAACUUUCAGACGCGGCAGAAGAAAUUUGUAAAAUUGGUAGGGCCAUAGAGCUCUACAAAAUGCACCAAGGUGGCGGGACCACCACCAAAAAUGACCUUUCCCAGAGGAGCCCUGGGUCAUCAAACCAAAAACAUAAUCACUCUCACGGGUUCAAGCUGUUCGGGCUGCAGCCAGGGCAGGGUGCUCCUAUGGAUAUCGGUGUCAUGCACCAAAGUUGA
This is a messenger RNA of Serpula lacrymans var. lacrymans S7.9, 363 nucleotides long. RefSeq lists its product as uncharacterized. The coding region runs from base 1 to 363 and encodes 120 amino acids. The record is from RefSeq and is a predicted model, not a curated record. Lineage: Eukaryota; Fungi; Basidiomycota; Agaricomycetes; Boletales; Serpulaceae. The transcript has a single exon.